Pecten maximus is the source of this 13673-nucleotide messenger RNA. Its product is annotated as MAM and LDL-receptor class A domain-containing protein 2-like. The record is from RefSeq and is a predicted model, not a curated record. Gene Ontology annotation, molecular function: protein binding. Gene Ontology annotation, cellular component: membrane. Lineage: Eukaryota; Metazoa; Mollusca; Bivalvia; Pectinida; Pectinidae.
UGGCUGCAGGCCAAUGUAAAUGUGUCCAGUUUACGUUACUACUCUCUAACACUUGAAGGCAUUGUGGGAGCAGGUGCAAAUGGUGACAUUGCCUUAGACGACCUCUUACUAACGAAUGGGGCCUGCCCUGCAACCUCUACCACUGCUCAUCCAUUUAACUGUGGUAGUCAACAAAUUGCAGCAACCGAAAGUAUGCGACUUCAUCACUGACUGCUCUGAUGGCACAGAUGAGAAGCUGUGUGGAAAUUGUACAUUUGAACGGAAUUUAUGUGGAUGGACAGACAACAGUCUAGGGUCAUAUCGUUGGGGGGUUCAACAAAAUGGAACAGAGACAGCAAACACUGGACCAUCAAGUGACCACACUCUGGGCACUGCCAGUGGACACUACAUGUAUGUGGAUGCCAGCAACGGUAAACUUAAUAGUAAAGCAUUCUUCGCCAGUCCUGUCCUCCAGAGGUCAGCAGCCACCUGUCAAGUGUCUUUCUAUUAUCACAUGUAUGGUUCUAAUGUUGGAACUCUGUCUGUCGACCUCAACCUAAAUGGUCGAAGAACCUCCUUAUGGCAGAUAGUAGGUAGUCAUGGCAACCAGUGGAUCCAGCAGACUGUGAAUAUUGGCCACAUCAGCUCUCCAUUCCAAGUAGAGUUUGGAGCUACUAGGAGGUUUUCAGUAGUAGGAGACAUUGCUAUCGAUGACAUUUCUAUGAUUAAUUGUGCUCUGCCGCCAGUACAAGCGACAUGUGACUCUCUAACUCAGUUCCGCUGUUCAAGAGGAGCCUGUGUGGACAAAACUCAAGUUUGUGACUACACUGACGACUGUGGUGAUGGUAGUGAUGAAUCGCUGACUUCUUGUAAAAACAUAACAUCAAGGUGUUCUUUUGACUCAAACAUAUGUGACUGGACACAGGAUAAGCAGGAUGUUUUUGACUGGACUAUUCAUAGGUCAAGAUACCCCAUAUCAACACGAACUGGACCAACAACUGACCACACAACAGGGACAGCUUCAGGUGGCUAUUUGUACCUCAGAUCCUUUUCCCCUCGGAAACCUAAUGACAAUGCCGUCCUUAUGAGUCCAGUCUGGCACUCCAGUCCAAACUGUUUUUUUACCUUCUACUUCAAUAUGAAUGGUAGAAACAUGGGAAGUCUCAAUGUGUAUCUCCGGGACACCAAUAGCAACUUGUCGAAGAUCUGGUCCAGGAGUGGAAACCGUGGUAAUAUUUGGGAGAAAGCUAUGAUUCAUGUACGUGGAACAUCUGACCUCCAAGUUCUUAUAGAGGGUGUAAGAGGCCAAGGCAAUUAUGGUGUUAUUGGUAUUGACGAUGUUGUGUUUAGUGCGGGAUGUCAGAAGUCGGGCCAGACAUUUCCGAACAGUGUCACGAUCCCACCGACCAUUCCGACUGUUAGUCCUUGUGGAGUUGGUAUGUUCCAGUGUACUAGUGACAAGUCCUGUAUUACACACGCCAAAGUAUGCGACUUCAGCCCAGACUGUAACGAUGGGUCUGAUGAGGGCUUCUGUGGACCAUGUAACUUUGAAAAAGGUAACUGUGGCUGGAUGGAUAUCAGCACAGGCAAAUACAACUGGACAGUUCACGACGGAGCAGCCAACACAGCAUCAGCCUCGGGCCCUUCUGUUGAUCAUAGCCUCAACACAACCCAGGGUCACUAUGUCUAUGUGGAAGGCACCAGGGGAGUGUUCUACUCUAAGGCUGUCUUACAGAGUCCAGUUUUAUCCCGUACAUCCGACUCGUGUGAGGUCCACUUCUGGUACUCUAUGUAUGGCUCCAGUGUUGGUACACUCAUUGUGGCUGCCUAUGUCAACAACACUGAACAUGUGCUCACAACCAUUCGUGGUUCUCAGGGUGCUGGCUGGCACCGGGGAUCUGCUUACCUCGGCAGAAUACUUGGCACCACCAAUGGGACUAUGAUAAGAUUUGAGGUUUUGCCUGCUCGUGGAUUUUCUGCCUCAAGCACAGCUGACAUAUCCAUUGAUGACAUCACUUUUGACAACUGCAAACCUAAUGCUAUCCUUCCCAACAUCUCUUGCUCCUUUGACAGCAAUUUCUGUACAUGGAGUCAGGCAUUGGAUGAUAAUUUUGACUGGAGCCGUCAAAAUGGCUCCACUAGCAGCGUUGGUACUGGGCCCCAUAAUGAUCAUACCACUGGUCAUGGCUCAUAUAUUUACAUUGAAACCUCAAGACCCAGACGAAGAGGGUCAGGUGGCCAUCUUAGACAGCCCUGCUCUGCCCCCCACAGAUACGUGAUCAGUGGCUCCAUGCCCAGCGCCAGAUCAUUAGUCCUACUGACUAUCACCUCUCUAUAUAUGGCUAUGUUGGCAAUGGAUAUCAGGGAGACAUCGCUAUUGAUGACUUUGGAGUUACUGCUGGAGCCUGCCCUCCUAGUCGAGGUUGUGGGUUUGAAUUUGGAUUCUGUGGAUGGACUCAGUUGGCUAACGGAUGAAUUUGAUUGGUCAAUAGGAAGCAAUGGUACAGCUUCCAGAGGCACCGGUCCUGCUUUUGACCACACAUAUGGAUCCAACUCUGGACACUUUGCUUAUAUCGAAAGUUCAGCACCCCAACGACAGAACGAUCGAGCCAUCAUAAAGAGCCCUCUUUACAGUGGAUCAAACAACCGAUGUCUACGUUUCUGGUACCACAUGUAUGGACAAAGUAUUGGGUCUCUCAAUGUGUAUACUCAGAUCAAUGGAUCCUUCCCACGACAAAUCUGGACCAGAAAUGGGAAUCAGGGUAACAUGUGGAGGCGAGGAACUGUAACCUUGCCUGCUAACCACCAUUCCUACAGCAUUCUAAUAGAGGGAGUUAGAGGUUCCAGCUACACAGGAGACAUAGCUGUUGAUGACCUGUACAUCUCUGAUGGAAGUUGUCCCACCACAGGAUUCUGUAACUUUGAACAAGACACAUGUGGCUGGACUAAUGCAGUGACAGUUGAUGACUUUGAUUGGUUGAGGGAUCGUGGUGGUACUACAAGUAAAGCCACUGGACCCAGUGUUGACCACACCACAGGAUCCUCCUCCGGUUACUACAUGUACAUAGAGACAUCCCAGAGGGGCCUCCAUCGAAAGACAGCCUGGCUGGUAAGUGAUAUACUCACACCUACCACUGGCAGCUGUUUGAGAUUCUGGUACCAUAUGUAUGGAUCUGGCAUUGGAAGUUUGAACAUAUACACUCAGAACACCGGAGCCAGUACCAAGACCCUGAAAUGGACAUUAUCUAACAACCAAGGAAAUGUCUGGAAGCAAGCAACUGUAUCUGUACCAGCAAUGCAGCAGGAGUUUAACAUUAUUUUUGAGGGAGUUUACAAUGGAAGUUAUCUUGGAGAUAUUGCCAUUGAUGAUGUUGCAUAUGUUGGAUCUCCUUGUAGUGUCCAGCCAUCAACCAGCCCUUCAGCCAUCACUGUGUCCCCUUCACCAUCUACCUACCCAAGUACACCACUUGAUUGUAACUUUGAGCAUGGCAUCUGUAACUGGCAACAGGACCAAUCAGACAGUUUUGAUUGGUCACUUCACAGAGGAUCUACAUCCUCCAGUAACACUGGGCCAACCACUGACCACACACUACGCAAUGUUAAUGGGCAGUAUGCUUACAUCGAGGUGUCAGGAAAACACAACAAUGACAAAGCUAGGCUUAUUAGUCCGAUCCUUAACAUUGGCUCUCAAGGCAUGUGUCUUAAAUUCUGGUACAACAUGUAUGGUGCCAAUGUUAACCAUCUCAACAUAUACACCAAUUCCUCUGGAACUGCCAGUUUGGUUUGGACAAGAUUUGGUGACCAAGGAAUGGACUGGAAGUAUGCGCAGGUCCACAUUGAAAAUACUGGCAGAUCUGUGUUGGAAUUCGAAGGUGUAGCAGGUCCUCGCUAUGCAGGUGACAUUGCUCUGGAUGAUAUCACAGUCAACACUGGCAACUGUCCUCAAGACGGUACAUGUGACUUUGAAAAUGGACUUUGUGGUUAUGUUCAGUCAGUGAGUGAUGUGUUUGACUGGACAUUAAAUUCUGGGCGGACCUCGAGUGCAGCUACUGGUCCACCAACUGAUCAUACCUUUGGUACCAACGAGGGUCAUUACAUGUACAUUGAAUCUUCCCGACCUCGUCGUCCUGGUGACAAAGCACGACUGAAUACCCCACAGUUUAGUAAAACCUCUGCAUCCUGUUUCCAGUUCUGGUAUAGUAUGAAUGGCAGAACUACUGGCCGUCUCAAUGUUUAUCAGCGAGCAGUGUCCACGGCAAACCUUGGUCAACCAAUCUGGAAGCGAAGUGGCCCACAAGGACCUCGGUGGUAUCUUGGCCAAGUUACGAUAAGAAGUCAGACUGACUUUUUCCUGACAUUUGAGGGAGUGGUUGGAAGUAGUUUCUACAGUGACAUAGCCAUAGAUGACAUUACCAUGACUACUGGGUAUUGUCCUCCUCCAGGUGACUGUGACUUCGAAUCAGGAUUUUGUACUUGGUACAAUAACCAGGUCAAUGAUACAUUUGAUUGGCAGAGGAAUAAGGGGCCAUCAACUUCCACAGGCACUGGGCCUAUGGUGGAUCACACCCUGAACAGCAGGUAUGGAACCUAUAUCUACAUAGAGGCUUCAUCUCCCAGACACUCUGGUGACAAUGCCUACCUCAUGUCCCAGAUGUUUGGUCCACAGCAGAGAUGUAUACAGUUCUACUACAACAUGUACGGUGCUACUAUGGGAUCCCUUAACCUUUGGAUGUGGCAAAAUGGUGGACAGACAUCACACAACUUGUGGACCAUGAUGGGUAAUCAGGGCAAUGCCUGGAAGCAAGUUCAGAUACAGAUACCAGCAGCAUCAUCAAGUUACAGACUGGUGUUUGAGGGAGUGAUAGGCAAUGGAGUGACCAGUGAUAUGGCCAUUGAUGAUAUAAUAGUUUCACAUGUGCAUUUCCACUGCAAGAACAAUCCCAAUAAAUGUAUCAGCAGUGCUCAAGUGUGUGAUUUCAACAGUGACUGUAGUGACCAUAGCGAUGAGACCAGUUGUGGCUAUUCGUGUGACUUUGAGACUGACAGAGCCUGUAAAUGGACCAAUGGUACUUCUCCUCAGACUAGUCAGUUUGCCUGGAAACGCCAACAUGCCCAGUCACUGUCUAAUAAUGCUGGACCUGCCAUUGACCACACCACUUUGGGGCCAAACGGUCACUACCUGUAUGUGGAGCCUGUUGCUGGCCACACAUAUAACCAUGCUAACUUAGUUAGUCCUGUCUUGGGCCAAGCUGCCAGCACUUGUCAAUUGUCCAUCUGGUAUCACAUGUCUGGCAAUAACAUCGGAUCUCUCACUUUGUCCUUAGUAGAGGGUGGCAGUACCUCCAGCACACGUCUCUGGAACAUCAGAGGAGACCAGGGUAACAGAUGGAAUCAAGCAAUAGUGCCUAUUGGCCGUGUGAGGAACAGCUUCUAUCUUUAUAUUGCUGCCCAGCGCACAUACAGCACCAUUGGAGACAUAGCUGUAGAUGACAUCCAGUUCCAAGGGUGUUCUCUACCAUCAGUGAACUACACUUGCAAUAACUUUCACAAAUUUCAUUGCACCCGUGGAUCAUGUGUGAGUUCUAAUCGUGUGUGUGACUUCACAGACGAUUGUGGUGACAACACUGAUGAAACUUCUUGUACAAGCUAUCACAGAUGUAACUUUGAACAGGGAAUGUGUGAUUGGACACAGCUAACUGGUGAUGACUUUGAUUGGUCAUUGAGAGCAGGAUCGACUCCAAGCAUGAACACUGGACCAGCAAGAGAUCACACCCUGAACACAGCCAGUGGGCACUACCUGUACAUCGAGACAUCCCGCCCUCGAACUGCGGGUCAGAAAGCCAGAAUUGCCAGUCGAUUCUUCACAGGCAAACAAACAACACCAUACUGUGUUAUGAGAUUCUACUACUUUAUGUUUGGAAAGACUGUUGACACCCUAGCUGUCUACAUGAGGACACAAGUUAAUGGUCCUCUAACAUCCCUGUGGAGUCACAAAGGUCAAAUUGGAGAAUUUUAUGCAAGACGUGAAGUUGCUGUUAUGACUAGCUCACCCUUUCAGAUAGUCAUUGAGGCUACAGUGGGAAGUUCCUACUUAAGUGACAUUGCUAUUGAUGAUGUGUCUUUUUCAGCGGAGUGUGUGCCGUAUAAUGGACCAGUACCAACAGGUACACCAGGUAGCAGUAUUGGUACUACUGUUGGACCUUGUGGCUCUGGUCACUGGCAGUGCACAAACCAAAAGUGUAUCCUGACGAGUCAACGCUGUGACUUUGUAGACAGUUGUGGGGAUGGGUCUGAUGAGGCAAUGUGUGGAGCAUGUAACUUUGAGGGAUCAACGUGUGGCUGGUCAGACCUCAGCACAGGACGUUACAUGUGGGAAAGGCAUAAUGGAUCUACACCAUCACCCAUAUCUGGUCCAUCUACUGACCACACCUAUGGCAAUUCUCGUGUUGGCAAUUACAUUUUUGUUGAUUCCUCUAAAGGAUCAUCUUAUGGCAGAGCAGAACUGUCCUCUCCAAACACAUAUGGAAACUUGGCUGACACCUGCCAGAUUAGCUUCUACUUCCACAAGACAGGUACCAGUACAGGCAGCAUGAAGUUGUAUCUAGUGCCUCCAACAGUACUACCAAACUCGCGAACAGGACGAAUUCUGCUGUGGGAAAUUUAUGGUGACCAUGGUUCACAGUGGCAGAAAGCUACUGUAGGAAUAGGCCAUCGCACACCAGGAAACAGUUUGGUGUUUGAGUCUUUGAAAUAUCAAAAUUCUGGUGACAUGGCCAUUGAUGACAUCUCCUUUGCCAGCUGUGCUCUCGGAGGAAAUGCUACUGGUGGAGUAUGUGCCUCGAAUCAAUUUCCAUGUCGUAGGGGAUCUUGUGUGGACCAGUCCCUGGUUUGUGACUACAACGAUGACUGUGGAGAUGACUCCGAUGAAGAGCAAUGUACAAACUAUGUUCAACGUUGUAACUUUGAAAGUGAUCUUUGCAAUUGGUCACAAGACUACAGCGAUGACUUCCAGUGGACAUGGAAACAAGGAAAAACAGCUACAGACAGAACUGGACCAACAAGUGACCACACUUAUGGUAAUCCAACUGGGCACUAUUUCUACAUUGAAACUUCCUCUCCAAGACGUUUAGGUGACAAAGCCCGACUGAAAAGCGUUGUAUUCUCAUCAAACACACAAAGCACAUGCAGAAUAAGAUUUUUCUAUUUCAUGCAUGGCGUGGACGUUAAUGUACUGAAUGUCUACAUAGAGAGCUUUGAGAGUGGCCCACUUAAUCUGAUUUGGAGUAAGAACGGCUCUCAGCCAGAUCAGUGGAUGAGAGCAGAUAUUCCUUUGACUAGUUCCUCUGCUUUCCGAGUUGUCAUUGAAGGUGUGCGAGGUGCAUCAUACCAUGGAGAUGUUGCUAUUGACGAUGUGUCCUUUACACCAUCCUGCAAGGAAAUCCAGUACGCCACACUUCCCUUUAUACAGACAACAACAGGACCAUGUGGAUCAGGUAAACGGCAAUGUAAUAAUGGCCAGUGUGUACCCUGGGCAGCAUUCUGUGACUUUAAACAGGACUGCUCAGAUGGAAGUGAUGAAGCCAGCUGCCCCUGGCUCUGUGAUUUUGACACUGGAGAUCUCUGUUUCUGGACAAACGACCAUAGCAACCAGUUCAAUUGGACAUUAGGACAAAACAUGAACCCAACAGCAACCAGUAACCCUGGACCAAGUACUGAUCACACCCGUGGCACAUCAGCAGGAUCAUAUGCCAUAGCAGAGGCACCCCAUAGCACACCUAAUGCUGUCACACGAUUAGACAGUCCCCUGUACCACCAGUCAGGAAAAACAUGUGCAUUUUCCAUGUGGUUCCAAAUAAAUGGAGGAAACUUCCGCUCCUUCUCAAUUUUCCUCACAUCUAGGGGAAAGGAAAGCCAACUUUGGUCAAUGGAUAAUAGAGCACUGCAAGCUGUACCUAAUGCUACCUGGACACAUGUUCAAACCAAUCUGCCUGUGUGUGCCUCGGACUUCCAGAUAGUUUUAGAAGUGCAGACAUAUGGCAGAAAGGUUGGCUACAUUGCAGUUGAUGAUCUGCAGUUUAUGAGUUGUUCCUACCCUGCUCCGACUGGCUCUUGCUUACUAGGACAAUUUACAUGUGGAUCUGGUAAUUGUGUACCACAAAACCUCAAGUGUGAUUAUCAACAUGACUGCUGUGAUGGCACAGAUGAGUCACCCCAGACUUGUAAUGGAUAUAGUCAAUGUGAUUUUGAGCUAAAUACUUGUAAUUGGCAGCAGUUGACAAAUGACCAAUUUGAUUGGCAACGACACAGAGGUAAAACUUCCUCCUUCUUGACUGGCCCAUCACAGGAUCACACCACUGGAACUGUGUCCGGGUAUUACAUGUACAUAGAGAGUUCUUCUCCACAAAAGGUUAACGACACUGCCAGACUGGGAUACUUUUUACCAGUUCCUACAUCACCAUGUGCUCUACGAUUCUGGUACCACAUGUAUGGUCAAGACGUAGGGGAGCUUAAUGUGUACAUAAACUCUAUUGGAAGUGGGGGACUCAUGCUGUUAGAUAACAUAACUUCAGACCAGGGUAAUGUCUGGAAGCGACGAGAGGUCCCCCUCACCAGUAACUCACCUUACCAGGUCAUUAUUGAGGGAGUGAUCGGAUUAGGUUACCAUGGUGAUAUUGCCAUCGACGACAUUUCAUUUACACCUGGAUGUGGAGCCACAAAGCCCCCAACACCAACACCAAGUGUAAAUCCCCUGUCCCAAAAUGGCUUCCAAUGCGGUGACAAGACAUGUAUUGAUAGCUCCAAGGUGUGUAACUUUCAGAACGACUGCAGUGAUGGCACAGAUGAAAACCAGUGUACAUCUUCAUGUCAGUUUGAACAAGGCAUGUGUAAGUGGAGAGAAACAUCACCAGACACAUUUGACUGGACUCGUGGAAGUGGAGGAACCACAGCUGCUCUACGGAAUAUGGCACCAAACACAGAUGCCAACUACCAAAACCAAAAUGGAUACUAUGUGUUCAUCAAAGAUGGCACCCAAGGCCACCCACUGGGUAAGACUGCCCAGCUAAUGAGUCCCACUUAUGUGUCCUCCAAUUCAGAAUGCCUGAUACAGUUUUCUUACUACAUGAAUGGAGUGAGCCCUGGUACGCUCUACCUCUACCUGGUAGAGAGUGGGAUGAGAGUGACACUCUGGCAUCAGACCAAGGCCCAAGGUGAUCAGUGGAAUACAGUCACUGUCGGGGUAGGGCGACAUGCCUCAUCUUUCAACUUUGUCUUCUCAAAGAAGGCCAGUGUAUACAGUGGUGUGACAGCUGUUGACAAUAUCAAGUUUCUCAACUGUAAGAUGAAGCCACCAGUAAUGAGUUGUCCCAACAGCCAAACCACACAUUUCUGGUGUCAAAACAAAGUGUGUAUAUCUCGUAACAACCUGUGUGAUCUCAGCGACAACUGUGGUGACAAAUCUGAUGAACAAAACUGUAACGCUUAUCAACAGUACAGCUUUGAAGGAGGAAUUGGGAAUCUGAUCCAAGGCAGUAAUGGUGUAGAUGAUGAUUUUGAUUGGUUACUGUGGAAUGGAAGCUCGCCCUCCGUCUACACAGGACCACUGUGGGAUCAUACCAUAGGUAACCAGAAUGGUCACUACCUGUACAUGGAGUCCUCCCACAGGAGCUUCAAUCAAAAGGCUUGGAUACUGACAAAGCCAUUCUACAGAACCAACGGCCACCACUGUCAGCUGCGCUUUUACUUCUACAUGUAUGGACAGUAUGUGAACCAGCUGAAUGUGUAUUAUAGAGUGUACAACUCUGGCCCUCCAACCAAAACACUGUUCACUCGGUCAGGAAAUCAGGGAGCCUAUUGGCAGAGAGUAUCCCUAAACAUCAAUGUGACACAGAGUUUCCAGGUUAUCUUUGAGGCCAAGGUUGGAGAUACUUUCCUGGGAGACAUUGCUAUUGAUGACUUAUCAUUCACUCCAGACUGCCUGUAUGCAACAGAGAGCCUACCUACCCCUCCAGUGACACCAGGUGUCACCACCCACACACCACCUGUGACUGUACCCCAUACCUGCAACACAGCCACAGAGUUUAACUGCCAUUCCGACGGCCACUGUAUUGAUAAAGCCAAUGUGUGUGACUUCAAAGCUGACUGUAACGACACAUCUGAUGAAGCCAACUGUGCGUCCAUGUACUGUGACUUUGAUGAAGGUAAUUUGUGUGGCUGGAUUAUCAACACAACAAGCACUGGAGUACCUGACCAGGCCUACAAGUGGAAACUUGACCAUGGAUCAACCAUCAACUCUGGGGACUUGAGGCCACAGAAUGACCAGUCAACUAACACUCCAGCCGGAGGUUACGUCUGGGCAGACAGUUCUCCUGGAUCCUUCCAUGACAAAACUGAACUCUAUACACCUGUGAUAGGCAAAACAGGGCCACAGUGUACAUUCAGUUUUAGCUACUGGAUGCAAGGUCCAUCCAUCAAUGCACUUGAUGUUUACACAAUAUAUGAGAAUCAUCAAACACACCUAUUUACAAUCGAAGGUGACCAUGGGGCAAAAUGGAAUGAGAUAAAUAUGUUCAUUGGUCCAAAGUCUAAUUACCAGUUGGUGAUCCAGGCUCGGCGUGGUAGGAGUUUCCGUAAUGACAUCUCCCUAGACAACCUGCAGUUUAUUGACUGCAUGCCACCAACUCAUGCUCCAUCAGGAUGCCCGCCUCAGACAUUCUCUUGUCGCAAUGGUUACUGCAUCGCCCCAGAGAAGCAAUGUGACUAUGCAGAUGAUUGUGGGGAUGGAUCAGACGAAUUUGUAGUCCAAUGUGAUGAGAUAUAUAAGGCCAGGUGUAACUUUGAAAAUGGUAUUUGUCCUCAAUGGUCGAAUGAAGUCACAGACACCUUCAACUGGACUCUAUCUACCUCCAACACUCAAACUAUCGGUACUGGUCCGCUUACUGACCAUACACUCAGAAGUUCCAAAGGUACUUACCUGUAUAUAGAGAGUUCCAGCCCCAGGAAGGAGGGAGACCAAGCACGUCUUGCCUCUGUUACUGUAAAGGGAUCCUCACAAAACUGUCGAAUAAGGCUUUGGUACCAUAUGUGGGGACAAGAUAUAGGUGACCUCACUAUACUGAAGCGAUAUGGAUAUAAUCCGGGUGACCUUCAACCAAUUGGCACUCUCCAGGGUAACCAAGGUGAUUUUUGGUUCACAGAGGAUGUCCUAAUAUCAAAUCAUCCAGGAGACACCAGGAAUUAUGAAAUCAUUAUUCAAGCCACAGUAGGAGCUGGAUACCAUGGCGAUAUAGCAAUUGAUGAUAUUUCCCUUACACCCGGAUGUGAACUAACAAGUACCCUUCUACCAGGUGCUCCAACCGCACCCCCACCAGUAGCUGGGUCAUGUGGUACAAAUAGCCAAACUUGUGUUAAUGGAAACUGUUAUGGACCAGCAGAGACCUGUAAUUUCAUUGAUGAUUGUGGAGACAACACUGAUGAGGUGACUUGUGGUACUGGGUGUACCUUUGAGACAGGAUCUGCUUUGUGUGGCUGGAAAAAUUCAGAGCAGGACAAUGCUGACUGGCAUCUACAGACUGGACAAACACCCAGCAAACUGACUGGACCACUUAAUGAUCAUACCACCAAUAAAUCAUCAGGUCAUUACCUGUAUCUGGAGAGUUCUACACCAUCUCACCCUGGUGACAAGACCAUUUUGGAGAGUUCUGAGUACUAUGAAUCUGGACCAGCUUGUAACAUGACUUUCUGGUAUAACAUGAAAGGACGAGAUAUCGGGUCACUGAAUGUAUUAGUGAAACUCAGUGUGGGCCCAAUACAGACCCUUUGGACUAAAUCUGGGGAUCAGGGCCCUAGUUGGAAGUUGGCUACUGUACCAUUGACCAGCUAUCACAAGUUUGUCAUCAUGAUCAAAGGUGUUCGUGGUAAUGGUUACCUUGGUGAUAUUGCCAUUGACGACAUCACCUUUAACAACUGUCAACCCACUGUGGAAGUGAAGACCUGUCCAGAUAAUCAGUUCCGGUGUCAUAGUGGAACACAAUGUGUACAACGACGAUAUCGCUGUGAUGAACACACUGACUGUACUGAUGGCUCUGAUGAGGAUAACUGUCGUACAAAUUCAGGAGACUGUAACUUUGACCAGCCAAGCCCCAUUACAUCAUGUUUGUGGACUCAGCUACAAGAUGAUGACUCUGAUUGGCUGCAGGGACCUACUGUUUCUGCACAUGACAUUGGCACUAACAUUGACCAUCGUAAUACAGCCAAUGGCAAGUUCAUGGUAAUGGACAGUGUGACAAUGAGACCAGGUGACACAGCACGCCUACAAACACCAUUAUUCCCAGCCAGUCGUGGUUUGUGUUAUGUACGCUUCUGGUACUAUAUGUACGGCCCUACAAACCUCGGCUCACUCAGGCUUUUCAUACAGAAUGCUAAUGAACAGAAUAACCAGCUGUUCUGGUCCAUGACUGGUAGUCAAGGUAACCAAUGGAAAAAUGCCAAUGUGUUACUUGGCAGUGGCAAAAACUUCUCAGUGAUAUUUGAGGCAACUCGUGGAGACGAACCCCAGUCUCAAGUUUUACUAGACGAUGUAUCCUUCACACCAGAAUGUUCUACAGGAAAAGCUGGUGUAAUACCCACUGGACCUGCAUGUGAUGUCAACUCCUUCAUGUGUGCUCCUGUCCAUCAGUGCUACCCAAAUUCAUGGCGCUGUGAUGGUGUUGUUGACUGCCCUGACAGGUCAGAUGAGCCAUCCUUUUGUCCUACAAGCCCAGCUCCAUCAGGAAGCACUCCCAAACAUGCGGGCCCCAUAGUGACAACUCCGACGCCGGCCCCCAAAACCUUGCCUUCCUCUACACACAAACCCAGUACACAUCCACCCAUCACCAGUUCCUGUACAGACACGCAGAAAUCAUGCAAUGAUGGCAAGUGUAUCAACAAACUGUACUUCUGUGAUGGUGUUGCAGACUGUUCUGAUGCCUCCGACGAAAUAGGCUGUUUGACAUGCCAUAAGGGCUAUUAUUACUGUCUGAAACAACGCCAGUGCAUCAACAGUACACGUUGUGACUCUAUCGAUGACUGUGGUGACAUGACUGAUGAGAGUAUCUGUGGAACAGCUUGCCCACCCAAUUUUUGCCAAAAUAAUGGAGUUUGUAAUGCUGCAAAAACCAAAGUACCAGGAUGCAGCUGUACUGGUAAUUUCUACGGUGACAGAUGUCAAUAUGUCAGCAAGGGAUCCACAGCAUCUCAUACACAGAACCGGUCUAACAGCAAAUCAUCCAGUAAAGUUGGUAUUGGACUGGGAGUUACAGCGGCAGUACUAGUAGUGGUGGCAGCAGUCUUAGGGGCCUACUUUUUCAGAAAGAGGCGUAAUGCAAGAAUGGCACUGCCUGGCAUAGUGAAUCAGAUCUAUGAGGAAUCGUCCAAUGACAUGAAUGACUUUUCAAUGAACGAUGUAGAGCCAUCUUUUAAUGAUAAUACCUUCGGAGGAAAAUAUGGAACACAGAGAAUGUCCAUGGAUGGAGGAGCAUCGAUAGAAAACCCACUGUACCAGGACGCCUAAUGACGGAUAUCGCUUAUAUCAGGCUGUGAAUUUGAAAUACGUGAUUUUCUUACAUUAAAUUUAUUAUCAAUGUCAAUUCAAGAAAGUUGUUAUUUUGUUAUAUAGUUUUAAUUUGAAUCUUAUGAAUAAAAUGCUAUUAAUGAAG